GAUCCUCACAUGGUCCUUCAAACCUGAUGAAUGAUGUUCCUGAGUGAUAAGAAGAAGACUAGAUAAAGGACAGGGUUGUAAAAGACCACCUCUAAACAUCUCUGAACCACAAAGACAGCUCUGUUCACUACUGAACCUAAAAGAAGCGCUGAUGGGACGCCACAGACAAACCGUCAUUGAGGGAGUUGGUGCUUUGGUUGUUUUUCACUGUCUAGUAACAGUAACUGCACUGGUCGACUCUGAUGAUGUUAUCACCCGAGAUGAGCAGAUCUAUAUUCUGAUUGGUGCCCAUGCCAGGUGUGAAAAGAACAUCCAGACACAAAUGGCUCUCGUUAAAGAUGAUGACUGCAUCCCAGAGUGGGAUGGGAUCAUCUGCUGGCCACGGAGCACAGCGGGUCAGCUGGUGUCAGUGUUGUGUCCUGCAUACAUCUAUGACUUCAACCACAGAGGUCGAGCCUAUCGCCAGUGUGACACAUCAGGAAACUGGGAGCAGGUUCCCAGUAUCAACCGCACAUGGGUCAACUACACAGAGUGCACCACAUACUUGACCUCGAACCACAGGAGCCAAGAGGAGAAGGUGUUCGAGAGACUUCACCUCAUGUACACUAUUGGAUAUUCCAUUUCCCUGGCGUCGCUGCUGGUGGCAGUUUCCAUUCUCUGCUGUUUUAAGCGUCUCCACUGCACUCGCAAUUACAUCCACAUUCACCUCUUCACCUCCUUUAUAUGUCGGGCUGUCAGCAUUUUUGUGAAGGACGCCGUUCUUUACUCCACAACUGACGACAGCAACAUGGAGUUUGAGUUCACAAUAGAGAAGCCCCAUAUGGCUGGAUGUAAAGUUGCCGUCACUUUCUUCUUGUACUUCCUGGCCACCAACCACUACUGGAUCCUGGUGGAGGGCUUGUACCUACACAGCCUCAUCUUCAUGGCCUUCCUCUCAGAAAGGAAUUACUUGUGGGUCCUCAUCAUCACUGGGUGGGGUGUUCCUGCUGUGUUUGUGUCCAUCUGGGUCAGUGCUCGUGCAUCACUUGCAGACACACAGUGCUGGGACAUCAGUGCUGGAAACCUAAAGUGGAUCUAUCAAGUUCCCAUUCUAGCAGCCAUUGUUGUGAAUUUCCUCCUCUUUCUCAACAUCGUACGUGUGCUGGCCUCUAAACUGUGGGAAACUAACACGGGCAAACUGGAUCCACGGCAGCAAUACCGGAAGCUGCUCAAGUCCACACUGGUCCUCAUGCCCUUGUUUGGAGUUCACUAUAUGGUGUUCAUGGCUCUCCCUUACACUGAAGUCAAUGGAUUGCUGUGGCAGGUGCAGAUGCAUUAUGAGAUGUUCUUCAACUCUUCCCAGGGUUUUUUUGUGGCAUUUAUCUACUGUUUCUGCAAUGGCGAGGUGCAGGCUGAAGUAAAAAAGGCAUGGUUAAGACGCAGUCUGGCGAAUGACCUCAAACAGAAAGCCAGGAUAACCAGCAGUGCUGGCGGCGGAAGCUGUUACUAUGGUGGCAUGAUGUCACACACCACCACCCACAGUGUUAACCUAUCUGCUGCCGGCUCCAGGCCUCUGCCCGUCACUGGCGGUGUCAUGGGCUCAGGUGGUGCUGCUAGUGGUGUUGAGACGGAGUUCAGACUGACUUACUCCACCUCGCUCCAUCCUCAUAACCAGCUUUCGGGUUGCGUACGUGGUGAUACCGACACCUCUGAUCCCAACCAAGAGUGCACAAUGCGGAGGCCGGGGGGGUUGGAGUCUCAGGUUUUUCCCAGGCAUAGUAGAACCAGCAAAGGAAGUGGUGACAUGAAAAAUCACGAGGAACUGCCUCCACAAACCACAGAAGCAGAUUCAGAGAGUUCCUUGUCUCUGAAAGAGAUGGAGACUAUUUUGUGAAUGUUUGGAUAAAUAGUCACACAAGCAUGACAGCAUAUGACUUAUAGAAGACAAAGGUGGACUGAAGAUCUAUCUAAACAGACAUUUCAGGGAGCAACAGAAAAAUAGAUUCUCUAACUUGACCUUCAGUCAAAUAAACUCUGAGGCAGUAUGUACACAUAGUCGUUCAGGAGAAUGACAGUGAGGCCAUAAUGAUCCUAAUACAUCAAAUAAGGAAUGUAAGACUUGUCAUAUGUACCAUGUGGAAUAUGACAUGUGAAGAUACGAUGCUGUAGAGAACUCAGAAUAGCCCACACCGACCUGGAUGUUUAAACACUGAGUCUUUUUUGUGAUGUGUCUUUUCUGUGUUGGAUUUUCCAGAUCAGAAUUGUCUGAAUGGAGCCAGUGAAACAUUUAACCUCAGUUCAAACUGUACUUAUAGCUGAGUUUGUGUUUCUGUCUUGUUGAAUUUGUUGUAGAAAUCUGACAUUUUGACAUCUGCCAGAUACACAUUACAGUCCUGUUGUUACAACCUGCUCAGCUAUCUCUGCAUAACUGAGUUAUUUUAAUUAUUAGUCAUGUCUAGAACACAUGUCUGAACCAGUUUAGAUUCUCUCUGCAUCUUGUCCAUUGUUGUCUGUACUAUUUAUCAGUCUGACAGGGACCUAAAGGCAGAAGCUUAGACCUUUUGCCCUUGGCAGACUAAACCUCAAACUCCUUUCUGCGUGUAACCUCUAGCCCCAACCGCUCUAUCAACACUGUCCAGUAUUUCACACAAUCGUCUCAGGCUUCAAGAUGUUUGUAGGCCUUGAGCAAGAGUGACAAACCUGGCUCUAGCACAAACACAGCAAAUACUACCCAUAAAACAGACAACAUUGUACCUGUAAAUACUUGAGGCAUUGAUUAUUGUUCUAUGUUUGUACUUGAUAUAUGUAUGAGUGUAAGAUAAUUCUAAAUA
Molecule: messenger RNA, 2810 nt
Organism: Sphaeramia orbicularis (orbiculate cardinalfish)
Lineage: Eukaryota; Metazoa; Chordata; Actinopteri; Kurtiformes; Apogonidae
Gene: pth3r
Product: parathyroid hormone 3 receptor
Exons: 13
Coding region: 152-1873 (573 amino acids)
Biological process (GO): adenylate cyclase-modulating G protein-coupled receptor signaling pathway; cell surface receptor signaling pathway
Cellular component (GO): plasma membrane
Molecular function (GO): parathyroid hormone receptor activity; G protein-coupled peptide receptor activity; peptide hormone binding
Source: RefSeq, a predicted model, not a curated record